AUGGCGAAUUUCCGGGAAAUCCCUGAAGAAAAACUGAGGCUCGCCACUCUAUACUACACAUCAAUGCCUGUUGGAUACACGGCUUUCGCUUCGAACUCCAGUGCAAGUUGCCAUUCUCGAUGUCCGAUCCAUGUUGAGAAGUCGCUUAUUAGACUCUGGUGUAGCUUGACAGUCGACCAACUGGUGGCCGACUGCCUCUUUGCUGCCGAGCCAUCGACGAAUGCCAUUCUUGUCACGAAUAAUCUCUUCCCGUUCAAUUGCGACAGUCUGGCUCAUGCUGUCAUGUUCAAGCAGUUCGACGUGCAAAUCAUACAAAUGAACAAAGUCCGUGAGGGAUCGUUCUCGCCUCAUAUACCGGGCAGCUUCCCGUCAGCUGCAUUACUGGCUAUGAAACCAACCAGUGGUGUUAAACGGAACAAUGCUACGGCGAAUGCUGAAGGCGGUAAUACGGCUCAUAAAAAAUCGGAUGUGAACAGUAAAGAGUCGGUCAUGUUGAUGCCAUCGUUCAGUGACAAACUAAACAGUUGGCAGGCGACCUAUCCACAUCUGCUUUGCACGACAAGGCAAAAGGAUACUGUGCUUCUGGACAAUCGAGCCGGGCAAGUAGGAAAACGGCCAGUGUUCUAUUUCUACAUUCGUGCCACGACCUUUUCGCCUUCAGGAGGUCUGUCGUAUGUGCGAUCGCUUUCAUUGCCGUUCACGAUCGCCACAAGACGAAAUCAGCAGCUCUACCAGGCAUACUUCACAGUGAAUGCCGAGGUGAAACGACCGCUCAGCGAUGUUGACUUUCAGUUGAUGAAGGAGAAAAUGGAAUGUGAGGACUGUCGAGAACGUUGCACUCCGGAAGGUGAAGAACCCUUGUUGACCUUCAAAAAUGUUCUGUGUCCGCAUCUGCGUUACGACUGUGAUCAGAAUGUGAUGCGAUUCUCAAUAUGGAGAGGAAUACUGGAGGUGUUGCAAAUAUUUCAAGACGCUCGAACAAAUGUAAAGCAACUCUGGGAUGAUUUCAUCUUGCACGGAUUGACAGAUAUCAACGAGAUUAAUGAUAUGCUUUCUGCUCAGCCAUCAUCUUAUAUUGCUGGAGGUAGCAUCUGUAUAUCGACACGAGGGGAACGUGGAAUUGUACAUCUGGAGCCGAUUGAGUUGAAAAAGCUUCAAGCCAAAAGUGCUUUCGAAUAUUUGGCUGAUAUCGCGGAAUCGGAGAAG
Cooperia oncophora is the source of this 1206-nucleotide messenger RNA. The record is from the annotation of a GenBank genome assembly. Lineage: Eukaryota; Metazoa; Nematoda; Chromadorea; Rhabditida; Trichostrongylidae.